AUAAUCCACGUUUUAUAUUCAUAUAAAUAUUUGGGAUAUGACUAUGUAUAUCACUAAAUUAUAAUUGGUUAUCAUCAGAGAUCAUAGCAUAUAAAAUAAAUGAUAAUCAAAUUAAUGUUAGUUCAUAUAAUCAGUCUUAUUUGACUCAUUCCAUCAAGUCAUUUUUAAAUUUGUUUUAUCAUUACUUUUACUGUUAGUAUUCUGACCAACUCCAUAAACUCUCGUUCUCAUAUUGGAUUAAUAAAUUAAAUAAGUAAAUGGUUAAUGAACUAAAAAUAUUGGGAAUCCUCGGUAAAGACCGUUUUAUAAGAAACAAAAACGAUAACUCGUACACAAAAAAGUGAUGUUUUAUUAUAUUAUGCAGAAAAAUUGUAUCGACAUUUAAAAUUAGAUAAAUUUGAUUGCUAAUUCAAAGUACGGUCGUUUAUGUAUAGAAGAACCUUGUUAAUUUUUUUUUUUUUUUUAAUUAAAUGUCACAAAAUAUGAUUGGAAUUUUAAAAAGAAUUACAUUUGUAGAACUUGUAGCGUUUUUGUUUUAUUUGACUGUGACUUUUUCAUCGUGCUUGAAUACUAGCCUUUUGUUGUAUAAAUCAUGUAGUCCUGAUGUGGUACCAAACUCCAUUGGUCAAAAAUGCCAAAACGAAAAUAAGGCUGAACACAAGGUGAUGCAAAUAAAUACUUGGAAAUCAAUUGUUGUACAAAUUUUGCCAAUGGCAAUUACUUUAAUGGCAGGACCAUGGAGUGAUCGGCACGGUAAUCAAAGAAAAGUUCUGAUGUUAAUAUCUAUCUUAGGGCAACUGUUAUCUGAUUUUGCUUCUUUGUACAGUAGUUGGAAUUGGUCGAAAAUCACACCAGUAGCUACCGCUAUGAUACAAGUUUUGCUAUCGGCUUUUACUGGUAGUUCGGCAUUAUUUCGAGGUGCAGUGUUAUCGUAUAUAGCAGAUGUAUCAGACGAACAUUGGCGUACUUAUCGGUACGGUUUAUUAAUUUGCGCCGAAUUCUCCUCAGGUUUUGUCGGCAUGUUCAUUUACGGUUUCAUUGUCGAGUCUACAGGAUUCAACGAAGCGUUUAUUUUAUGUAUUGUUUUGGACAUUGUAGCUUUAUGUGUUGUUAUGAUGUUCUUAAAAGAUAAUUCAGGGGCAUAUGUUAAAAAAUCGUUUUUCAAAGAUGUCGUCGAAACAUUGAAUUUAACAAAAGUUUUUAAGGAUAGUUGCAGAGUUCUUAGUGACUCGAGACCAGACAAUAAAAGAUUAAUUCUAUUGCUAAUGGUAUUUGUUUGUGGUCCUUUAACCAGCGCACCAGUUACAGGUGAUAUAUCAUUAAUCUACUUGUUCCUUAGAAAUAAGUUCAAUUUUACUGAUAUCGAAUACAGUAUUUUUCUUUCAUACAGAGUACUAACCAUUAUAAUAGGUACUGCAAUGGUAAUGUGCAUCAUGAGCCGUUUACUGGAGGUGUCUGAUGCUAUGAUAGGAAUAAUAGCCAGCAUAUUUGAUUUGGCCUCGGAGUUAAUGUUUUAUUAUGCAUCAAAAAAAUGGCAACUUUAUUUGAUACCUCUUCUUCAAAUUUUUUUGGGCGCAGCAAUUUCGGCAACGUAUUCAAUUUCUUCAAAAUGCGUGAAUAUAAAUGAACUUGGUACAAUGAACUCAGUUAAGAUAUUAUUUGAAAGGCUGUCUAAUGCAAUAACAUUACUAUUAUAUACUCUGCUCUAUAAUUUAACAUUGGAUACUAGUCCAAGUUCAUACUAUUUAAUGAGUGUCGUUUUUAUUGCUUUGACAAUACCACUUUUUAUCAUAACAAACAUUUUAACUCGAAUGAAAAGAAAAGAAGACCAAUUCGCAAUAACAUAUGGUACAUUCUAAGUUUGACUAUUAACACUGAAGAUUAAUUCUUACAUAAUUGUAAAAUAUUAUGAUAAAAUCAGUACGCGAGAUUUUUAAAAAGAACUUGCUUGGUAAUUUUAUAAAAUGUCCUUUUAUUAUUAAAAUUAUUAUUUAUUAUAUUUUACAAGAAAAAUAUUUAUAAUUUAAUAACAAUUUACUCCUGAAUCAUAAAAAAUACUGUACAAAUGUUUAAAUGAAUAAUACUACACUAAUUUGAAUAAUAAUCAACUUUUCAAAUA
Messenger RNA from Daktulosphaira vitifoliae (grape phylloxera), 2119 nucleotides. RefSeq lists its product as uncharacterized. The coding region runs from base 471 to 1859 and encodes 462 amino acids. Gene Ontology annotation, molecular function: transmembrane transporter activity. Gene Ontology annotation, cellular component: membrane. The transcript is spliced from 8 exons. The record is from RefSeq and is a predicted model, not a curated record. Gene Ontology annotation, biological process: transmembrane transport. Lineage: Eukaryota; Metazoa; Arthropoda; Insecta; Hemiptera; Phylloxeridae.